Diospyros lotus (date-plum) is the source of this 1833-nucleotide messenger RNA. RefSeq lists its product as uncharacterized. The transcript has 10 exons. The record is from RefSeq and is a predicted model, not a curated record. The coding region runs from base 625 to 1365 and encodes 246 amino acids. NCBI's taxonomy places the organism in Eukaryota, Viridiplantae, Streptophyta, Magnoliopsida, Ericales, Ebenaceae.
CUCUCUCUCCUCCAGAGACGAAGAAAUCCAUAGAGAGAGAAAGCUCUCUCAGCGUGUGUAUAUAUACAGAGAGAGAGAGAGAGAGAGAGAGCAGUCAUGGUGCUGUUGGUGAUCUUUAAACCCUAGCACGAACAAAUCGUACAUUCUCUUCAAGAACCGUUUCUGUUGCUUCAAGAACUUUUUAGCUUUCAUUCGAUCCAUCUUUUGGUAUGCAUUUGGUUUGGAGAAGCAUAAGAGAUUAAGAAUUUCCCGUUCUUCCAAGUCAGAGUAAUUGAAUAUUUGGUACUCUGGAUCAGUUUCGUCCUCGUCCGUGGUUGAGUCUGCGCUACAUUUUCUGUUGAGAGCUGUUCCGUGGCGGUUUCUGAUUUCUCCGUGUUGCCGCGUGAGUUAUUUUGAGGACUGUUUAGUUUGGAAGAUAAUGGAUGAUUGAUCUUGUUCGUUAAUGGCGGUUUAGAUGGUUUCGGUGACGGAGAUGGAUGAUCGAGGAGGUGGAUCGUUUGUAGCGGUUCGGAGGAUUUCGCAAGGCCUUGACCGGGGCGGCACCACCUGCCAUACGACUUCUUCUGGAAUGAUUUUUGGAAGUUUGGAUCUGUCGACUGAAGUUAGGUCAUUUAAGAUUUAUUGAUGGCUACUUGCAUUGAAAUUUGUGCUGAGGUUGUGGCAGGAUCAGCGGCAUGGCUUGGCAGAGGUCUUUCUUGUGUUUGUGCCCAAAGGAGAGAUAGUGAUGCUCGUCCGUCAUUUGAUUUGACCCCGGCACAGGAGGAAUGUUUACAGAGGCUGCAGAACCGCAUAGAUGUUGCCUAUGACAGUUCAAUCCCAGAACACCAGGAAUCCUUGAGGGCACUGUGGAAUGUUGCCUUCCCAGAAGAAGAACUUCAUGGUUUAGUAUCUGAACAAUGGAAGGAAAUGGGUUGGCAAGGAAAAGAUCCCUCCACAGACUUUAGGGGUGGUGGUUUCAUAUCACUGGAGAACUUGUUAUACUUUGCUAGGAACUUCCCGAAAUCCUUCCAGGAUCUUCUUCGAAAACAGGAAGGUAAUCGAGCCAUGUGGGAAUAUCCAUUUGCUGUUGCUGGUGUGAACAUCACAUUCAUGCUUAUCCAGAUGCUUGAUCUUGAAGCAGUAAAGCCACGGACAUUAGUGGGAGCGACUUUCUUGAAAUUUCUUGCAGAAAAUGAAUCAGCAUUUGACCUUCUCUACUGCAUCACAUUCAAGCUGAUGGACCAUCAAUGGCUUGCGAUGCAUGCAUCUUACAUGGACUUCAAUACGGUGAUGAAAGCUACUAGGCGUCAGCUGGAAAGUGAGCUUCUGCAAGAAGACAUAACACGGCUCGAAGACUUGCCCUCAUACAGCCUUCUUACACGAUAGCAUUUGGUUUGUGAGAUAGAGAAAAUGCGUCUUGUAAGGAAGUUCUCGAUCAUCAUGUUUCCGCAUCCUCAUCUUCCUUCGAUAGUUUUCUCCCAAAGGUUGUGGUAUCCUUCAAACCUAUCUUUGUGGUAUCCUUCAAACCUACCUUGUAUUGUCUCCUGAAUCAAUUUCUCAGUAGGAAGGGAGAGUUGGGGGGAAGGGUGGGGGUGCAUUAAGUUUGUGUGACAAAAGAUUUCCUCUCAUUUGACUAGGCGGCCCCUAAAAACUGUAGUUCGGUAAAAAUAUGGGUUUGGUAGUAGUGAUGAUAGUAGUUGUCUUGCGGUUUGUGAUGUGUUUUUUCUCUGAGCCUCUAUUGGCAACUGUAAUAAGUUCUUAUUGGGAAUUUCUAUAGGUGGAGCGAUCAAUAUAUGUUUACCCGGUGAUUGAUGAUAGCGAUGAUGAAUGAAUAGAGUCGACCAACCUUCUCUU